Salvia miltiorrhiza (redroot sage) is the source of this 1790-nucleotide messenger RNA. Its product is annotated as low-temperature-induced cysteine proteinase-like. Bases 58 to 1536 code for a protein of 492 amino acids. NCBI's taxonomy places the organism in Eukaryota, Viridiplantae, Streptophyta, Magnoliopsida, Lamiales, Lamiaceae. Gene Ontology annotation, molecular function: cysteine-type endopeptidase activity. The record is from RefSeq and is a predicted model, not a curated record. The transcript has 5 exons. Gene Ontology annotation, cellular component: lysosome.
GCGUUUAACAAUACCCAAUAAUUUCAGUAUUUUAAAAAUUUGUUUUUUGAGAAAGAAAUGAAAAAAAUCUGUUUUAUAGCAUUAUAUAAACACUUGGUAUUUCUCCCCAGUUCUACACAGUUACAACAUACAACACCAUCAACAAUGGCUUCUCUCCUGUUUUUGUUCCUUUCUCUCUCCAUCCUCUCCGCAACAGCUCGGGCUUCCGAUAUGUCCAUCGUUUCCUACGACAAGAGCCACGGCAUCUUCGGCCAGCGCUCCGACGACGAGGUUAGGUCGCUGCACGCGGCGUGGAUGGUGGAGCACGGCAAAACCUACAACGCGUUGGGGGAGAGCGAGAGACGGUUCCAGAUCUUCAAGGACAACUUGCGAUACAUCGAUGAGCAGAACGCGCUGCCGAACCGGAGCUACAAGCUCGGCCCGAACCGGUUCGCCGAUCUCACCAACGACGAGUACCGGAAGGCUCAUCUGGGAACCAGACCGGACGCCAGCCGGCGGCUUUCGACUGUGAAGAGCGAUCGCUAUGCGCCGAAGCUCGGCGACAGCUUGCCGGACUCCAUUGACUGGAGAGAGAAAGGCGCCGUUGUGGAGGUCAAAGACCAGGGCAGCUGCGGGAGUUGCUGGGCUUUCUCCACGAUUGCUGCUGUGGAAGGAGCAAACGCCAUUACUACUGGCGAUUUGAUCUCACUCUCGGAGCAAGAACUGGUGGAUUGUGAUACCUCGUACAAUCAAGGCUGCAAUGGUGGUUUGAUGGACUAUGCAUUCGAAUUCAUUAUCAAGAACGGCGGCAUCGACUCCGAGAAGGACUACCCAUACACCGGCAGGGACGGGAGAUGCGAUCAGUACAGGAAAAACUCCAAAGUUGUGUCAAUCGACAGUUACGAAGAUGUUCCUGCGAACAAUGAGGCGGCGCUGCAGAAGGCCGCCGCCAGCCAGCCAAUAGCCGUCGCCAUCGAAGCUGGAGGGUGGGACUUCCAGCUGUAUCAAUCAGGCAUCUUCACAGGGUCGUGCGGCUUGGCGUUGGACCACGGCGUGAACGUGGUCGGGUACGGCACCGAAGACGGGAUGGACUACUGGAUCGUGAGGAACUCGUGGGGCGCCGCGUGGGGGGAGAAAGGGUACCUGCGGAUGCAGAGGAAUGUCAAGGCCAAGCAAGGCCUAUGCGGGAUCGCAGUGGAGCCGUCUUACCCGAUCAAGAAGGGGCCCAACCCGCCCCCCACCCCGCCCGCCCCGCCUUCUCCGGUGGCGCCCCCCACCGUCUGCAGCAACUACUACGCCUGCCCUGCUAGCGAGACCUGCUGCUGCAUCUUCCAGUUCAUCGGGAUGUGCCUCGAGUGGGGCUGCUGCCCCCUCGAGGGCGCCUCGUGCUGCAAGGACCACAGCAGCUGCUGCCCCCAUGAUUACCCCGUCUGCAACACACGCGCCGGCACCUGCUCCAUCAGUGCCAACAGCCCGCUUGGGGUUAAGCCGAUGCAGCGCAUGCGUGCUAAGCCGAUCGCGAGUUACGCGAGGGAUGCCGCGGUUAGUAGCUUCUGAGAGAGCUCCGAGUGCAGGCGGCCGACCUUGCCCGACGAAGAUGAAGGAGGCAUUGUGAUGGCAAUGUCGUCGUCGGUGGCGGUGGAUUUGGCGCAAGGUGAACGAAGCAGGGUCGUGAUUAUUAUUGUAUGAUUCUGGAUAUUUGUGGCUUUCAAUUUGGACCCUGCAAACUCAUUUAUCUUUACUUCCAUCACUACUUGUAUAUGUAUGCUAAUUGCUAAGUUUAUCUACGCAUAAUUGUUUUCCUUUCUUAA